Messenger RNA from Melanaphis sacchari, 1382 nucleotides. Its product is annotated as phosphoglycerate mutase 2-like. Gene Ontology annotation, molecular function: intramolecular phosphotransferase activity. The transcript is spliced from 5 exons. Gene Ontology annotation, biological process: glycolytic process. The record is from RefSeq and is a predicted model, not a curated record. Bases 427 to 1170 code for a protein of 247 amino acids. Lineage: Eukaryota; Metazoa; Arthropoda; Insecta; Hemiptera; Aphididae.
UAUUUUAAUCAUUAGUCAUCAUAUUAAAUUACUAUUUAUAAAUAUAAGAUAUUCAUUUAAUAAAUUGGUGGGUCAUUUAAGCUUAUUUAGUUUGACAUAACGCCUGUGCGUCGACUUAUUUAAUGCUUUUAUGUAUACAGGGGAUACAACAAAUUGUAUUUGUGUAUUUAGAUUUGGAAUAUAGAUAAUUCAGUUUCAAAAACAUUUAAAGUGUUGGAUCAAAUCCUGUCGACUAGAGACUUGACAUGACUGUAAGAUAUUGACAUUAAAUAAAUCUAAUAUAAUUAAUUUUUAGGUGACUACCUAUCUAAAUUCCGCAGUUUGCUAAGAUCUGGCCUUAUAAUAUAUAAUGUUAUCACAACAAAAUUAUAUCCAUGAAUCAAGAAUUGUGUUAAAAGUUCGACGUCUAAAAAUUACAAAAUUGUAAUGGUAAGGCACGGAGAAAGUGAUUGGAAUAGAAAAAAUUUGUUCUGUGGUUGGUACGACGCCAGCCUGAGUAGUAAAGGUGUAGAAGAAGCUAUUUUGGCCGGGGAAACGCUAAAACAACGUUGUUACCAGUUUGAUGUCGCUCAUACUUCCGUCUUGAAAAGAGCUCAAGACACUCUGAGUGUCAUUCUAAACCAAAUAUGUCAAACAAAAAUCCCGGUGCACACGACAUGGCGACUAAACGAGCGGCAUUACGGAGGGCUGACGGGCCUCAACAAGUCUGAAACCGCUGAGAAAUAUGGCGAAGAUCAGGUCAAAGUUUGGAGGCGCAGCUUCGAUAUCCCACCCCCACCAAUGGAGAUUACUCAUCUCCACUACUAUCACAUAAGAAAUAAUCCAUGUUACGCAGAGGGUCCUAUCGAGUGUGAGUUUCCAACACACGAAUCUCUAAAAAUGACUAUACACAGAACGCUGCCGUACUGGGAUUGCGUGAUCGUCCCUCAAAUCAAAAAAAAUAAAAAAAUUUUAAUAGCAGCUCAUGGAAAUAGUCUCAGGGGCAUAAUUAAAUAUUUAGACAAUAUCACAGAUGAAGGGAUUAUGGGGUUGAACUUACCAACAGGCAUACCGUUUGAAUAUAUACUAGAUGAGAAUUUAAAACCUCUGGUUUCUAUGAAGUUUUUAGGUGAUGAAAAAACCGUAAAAAAAGCAAUGGAUGCCGUAGCUUCUCAAGGCAAAGCAAAAUGAACGCUAACUGAUGUCGUAUCACCUGUAUUUAAGUGAACAUUAAAUUUAGUUGGAUGAAAUAACCAAUUUAAAAGUCCUAUUCCCUAAUUCUUCCCACCGCCGCAUAUUCCUGCUCCCUGCCAUAACCACCACCACCACCUCCUACUCCCUUCCACCGUAUACAUCACAAAAGUCAAUUAUAUUUAUUAAAUCCACUGUUUUAUCAGUUAUCA